AUGGCGGAGAACACGAGUUCGGUUAGUUUGGUUCAAGAUCCUGUUAACAAUCACGACUGUAAUCAUGUUGUUCAAGAUGAUGGAUUUCAAGAAGUGAAGAUGAGCGUUGAGUCUGUAACGUCAGAGAUGAGUGCAUUGGGAUCACAUGAUAGGGAGAAGGGUGUUUCGGGCCUUUCGGCGGUGGAGGGAGCCGAGAUGGAAGAUGCGGUUGCGACCGUGCCUAGAUUCUUGAGGGUCCCUAUUCAAAUGUUGACCGGUGACCGCGGUGUUGUUGGCCCGUUGAUCAAAAGUUUGACCCAUUUGACCACCCAUUUCUUUGGGCUCUAUGAUGGGCAUGCUGGUUCUCAGAUAUUUAAUCGAAAUUUGUAUCUAAAUUCGCUAAUCGGUGUUCUGAUGUUUGAAAUCAAUAUUUGCGUUUGUUGCUCCGUGACUGGCGACCACACUUUUAAUCAGGUAUUCCGACGGCCCUUGAUUUUUGUUCCGGCUACUGUUACGUUUGACCGGAUAACACUAAUUUACCACUCCCACUUCAUGGCGAGAAUUUGGAUGACAAGAGCUGCAAGAGUUCGAUCUUCAGUUUGGAGAGUUAGCAGUAAACGCCCAGGGGGUGAUGUUGAGAAGUGGAUUGAUGUGAUUCGGAUCGGGUUAGAGGGUAUAACGGUUAAUGAUGCGAAUAAAUCGUUUAAUGGAGUCUGUUCUAGGCUCGAGGAUAUGCUGGAUAGUUUGUCGACAUUGCUUUCGGAAAAUUCUGUGUUGAAUAAAGACGAGUUGCUUCAGUUGGCAUUUGCUGCUAUUCAGUUAGUUAAUUCGACAAGAAACUACUAAGGGGAAGGGCGACUACAUGGGCAUGCAUUAGCGGCAGAAGAUUUCGUGAAUUAUUGAAUAAAACCGGAAACUUUAUGAACUCCUUUAAGUUUUUUUUCUGUA
Messenger RNA from Helianthus annuus (common sunflower), 927 nucleotides. RefSeq lists its product as uncharacterized. The transcript has 9 exons. Lineage: Eukaryota; Viridiplantae; Streptophyta; Magnoliopsida; Asterales; Asteraceae. Bases 1 to 825 code for a protein of 274 amino acids. Gene Ontology annotation, molecular function: cation binding. The record is from RefSeq and is a predicted model, not a curated record.